AUGGCUAAUUCAACACUUCCUCAUUUUUGUUUUCUCUUGCUUUUACUUCUUCUUCCUCUCCUUCCCGUUGUUUUCACCUACACCAAAGAUGACUGUAAUAUAUUGCUGGACUCACCUUUAAUUGCACAGCAAGGAACUGGUCCAUGGAAGUCGCGUUCAGGUGAAUUUGCCUUUGGAUUUCGUCCUAUUCAAAGCAAUAAGACUCUGAACCAAUUCUUGUUUGCAGUUUGGUUUGAUAAAAUAAAAGACAAAACCAUAGUUUGGUCUGCAAAUGGUAACAAUCCAGCACCACAAGGUUCUGCACUGAAGCUAUCUAGCAACAAAGAGUUUGUUCUCAAUGACCCUCUAGGCAAAGAGUUAUGGAAGCCUCAAAGGAAUGGAUCAAAAUCCAGUUGCUUUCUCAUGCUAGAUAAUGGGAACUUGGUGAUUUUAGAUGAGCAAUAUAAUCCAAUGUGGGAGAGCUUCAAAGAGCCUACUGAUACAAUUUUGCCAGGCCAAACACUGUACAGGAAUACCACACUCAGGUCUCGCCAAUCUGACAAAUUAUUCUAA
Molecule: messenger RNA, 552 nt
Organism: Quercus lobata
Lineage: Eukaryota; Viridiplantae; Streptophyta; Magnoliopsida; Fagales; Fagaceae
Product: G-type lectin S-receptor-like serine/threonine-protein kinase LECRK4
Exons: 1
Coding region: 1-552 (183 amino acids)
Source: RefSeq, a predicted model, not a curated record